AUGCACCAUGACCCCGGAAACGCUGCAACACCUUCCCCUUCGCCGCACAAGCCCAUCUCUUCCCUCUCUUCGCCUUUGCUUCCUCGCCUCCAACCGCUCCGCUCCCACCUUCUUAUCCUCCCCUCGUCUUCUCGCCGGCGUCGUCAUCGGAUGGCCAACGACGCGGCUCUGAGGUCGUCCCUGGUCUGGUUGGCGGCGGCGAUGGUGGCGGUCGGGCUGUGGACGCACUCCUUCAAGAAGGUGGUGGCGACGUACGGGGCGGGCAUGCUGGGGAUCGCCGGCGUCCUCUUGCCGGACUGGGACUACUUCGACCGCGACUUCUCCCAGUGGACCACCCCGGUCAGCGCCGAGGAGAGAGCCGCCAUUUCUUUGCAGCGGUCUCGCUUCGCAAGGUUUAGAAUCUAUCCUCUGCGUUUGGCCGUGUACACAUGCGUCUAUGGAUUUGGUCUGUACAAGUGGUGGGCGUUCGUAUCCAGUUGAAUCGAGUUUCUGGAAUCACAAAACAUAACUGCGUCGAUCGCGUGCGUGCGUGCCUCAGGCGUCCGCCCUUCUGAAUCUUACCAAAAUCCGGUGAGACCCGCUAAUUUCGACGGAGCAUGUACGCCCAAUCCCGGUGAUAAUGUGUCUAGGAAUAGCGGGCCACAACAACGAGGAGGAGGACUCGUUUCAGAAGCAUUUUCACCAGAUUUCCCUUGUUAUGAUGAUGCAUGAUUCCUGCUAGAUCUUUUCCACUUAGUACAGUUCUACUGUUUGACAUGUUCAAUUAAUGAUUAUUUUCCUCCGGAAUGUUGCAUUUAUUGUUGGGAUUAGUGGGAAUUGAGUGAUGAACUUUUGGUGUACUCCAUUGAUGAAUGAUAGGAGAUCCUAUUUGUAG
Messenger RNA from Syzygium oleosum, 874 nucleotides. Its product is annotated as signal peptidase complex-like protein DTM1. The record is from RefSeq and is a predicted model, not a curated record. Gene Ontology annotation, biological process: anther wall tapetum development. Gene Ontology annotation, cellular component: endoplasmic reticulum membrane; signal peptidase complex. Lineage: Eukaryota; Viridiplantae; Streptophyta; Magnoliopsida; Myrtales; Myrtaceae. The transcript has 2 exons. Bases 1 to 480 code for a protein of 159 amino acids.